Molecule: messenger RNA, 336 nt
Organism: Sorex fumeus (smoky shrew)
Lineage: Eukaryota; Metazoa; Chordata; Mammalia; Eulipotyphla; Soricidae
Product: elongin-C-like
Exons: 2
Coding region: 1-336 (111 amino acids)
Biological process (GO): ubiquitin-dependent protein catabolic process
Cellular component (GO): elongin complex
Molecular function (GO): protein-macromolecule adaptor activity
Source: RefSeq, a predicted model, not a curated record
AUGUCCGAACAUAAUGGAGAAGAGAAAACCUAUGUUGGCUGUGAAGGCCCUGAUGCUACGUAUGUCAAAUUAAUAUCCUCUGAUGGCCAUGAGUUUAUUGUAAAAAGAGAACAUGUGUUAACAUCAGAAUCAAUAAAAGCCAUGUUGAGUGGCCCAGGUCAGUUUGCUGAAAACGAAACCAAUGAAGUCAAUUUUAGAGAGAUCCCUUCACAUGUAUGCAUGUAUUUCACCUACAAGGUUCGUUACACUAACAGCUCGACUGAGAUUCCUGAAUUCCCAAUUGCACCUGAAAUUGCACUGGAACUGCUGAUGGCUGCGAAUUUCCUAGAUUGUUAA